Messenger RNA from Drosophila busckii, 1135 nucleotides. Its product is annotated as protein obstructor-E. The record is from RefSeq and is a predicted model, not a curated record. The transcript has 4 exons. Gene Ontology annotation, cellular component: extracellular region. Lineage: Eukaryota; Metazoa; Arthropoda; Insecta; Diptera; Drosophilidae. Bases 194 to 874 code for a protein of 226 amino acids. Gene Ontology annotation, molecular function: chitin binding.
CAGUUGAGUUUGGAACGCGUAACCGUUAAAACGUUGAAAACGUCUACAGCGGACACUUAAUUAAGCAAUCGCCAACUGAAUUUGUAAUUUCAAAGCGCUAAGCUUAUUGUUUAUUCGCCGUUUUAUUGUCUGCAUUUAUUUUCUUAUUGUUUUUGUUGUUGUUGUUGCUGUUCUGUGUUCAAAAAACAAAAAUAUGCCUAAUCCGAGCCUGUUACUGAUCCUGCUGGCAUUCGUUGUCCAUGGACACGCCCUGGCUGUGGGCUCACCCGAGUGCCCGGAAAAGGAGGGCGUCCAGGCGUACGCGCAUACCGAGAGCUGUGAUCAAUUCUUUCUCUGCACCAAUGGCACGCUGACGCUGGAGACCUGCGAGAAUGGGCUGCUCUUCGAUGGCAAAGGCGCUGUGCACAAUCAUUGCAACUACAACUGGGCGGUGGACUGCAAGGGACGUCAGUGGGAUCCCACGCCCAUUUCGACGCCUGGCUGUGAGUAUCAGUUUGGCUUGUAUGCCGUCUCCAAGGAGUGCUCCACCACGUACAUCAAGUGCGCCCAUGGUGAGCCACAUGAGCAGGACUGCGAUACUGGCUUGGCCUAUGAUGAGCGCAUCCAUGGCUGCAACUGGCCCGAUCAGCUGCUGGACAACUGCAAUCCCGAGGCUGUUGUUGGCUUCAAGUGCCCAACCAAAGUGGAUCCCAAUUCGGUUGCCGCUCGCUUCUGGCCCUUCCCACGUUUCCCUGUCUCCGGCGAUUGCCAUCGUCUGAUUACCUGCGUCGAGGGCUAUCCACGUUUGAUUAGCUGCGGUGAGGACAAGGUCUUUGAUGAGAACACGCUCACCUGCGAGGAUCCAGAGUACGCCAGCGGCAGCUGUGCUCACUAGAGGCACUUGCUCUCUCUCUCUCUCUCUCAUACACACACAUAGCUAAAAGCUCCCAUUGUACAUAUGUAUGCAAAGCUGCUUGCGGCUCAAGCUCAAAGCCCAAGCUUGGCUUCAACUCUCUCUCUCUCUCUCUCUCUGUCUCUUUCUCUUUGAAACACUUUUCACUCUCAUUCUGUUUAACCCUUAGUUGCCGCUUUUUUCACUCUCUUUGUUUGUGGUUUUUUUUUGUUUUCAAAUUGAGCACUAAAUGCAAUAAACUUA